Molecule: messenger RNA, 1166 nt
Organism: Rhipicephalus sanguineus (brown dog tick)
Lineage: Eukaryota; Metazoa; Arthropoda; Arachnida; Ixodida; Ixodidae
Product: transient receptor potential cation channel subfamily M member-like 2
Exons: 5
Coding region: 1-1101 (366 amino acids)
Biological process (GO): monoatomic cation transmembrane transport
Molecular function (GO): monoatomic cation channel activity
Source: RefSeq, a predicted model, not a curated record
AUGGAGACACAAGAGAAGGACGCAUCGGAUGCCGAGAUUCCGCUGGUGCCGUCUCCGCCGUUGGUGCGCCAGUCGUCCGUUCAGCGGCAGACCAGCGCAGUCGACGACGAUGCCUCGUCGCAGCGGUACCUGCUCUCACGGGGCGGCAUCCGAUUCUGGAAGAACUUCGCCUACGAGGCUGAGUCUCGUCCGUACAUCCGCGUCCGACACGACAUCGACCCGGACCAGGUGUGCGGCGUGCUAGUCCAGGAGUGGCUGUUCUCUGCACCGCGCAUCGCCCUGGUGCUCAUCUCGCACGUGGGACCGCUGGGCGACUGGGCGGACGCGAGGCGGCUCGAGGGCUUCCGGCGCGGCCUGUUGCGCGCCGCCAACGCCACGCCCAUGUGGCUGGUCACCAACGGCUUCAACACGGGCCUCGCCAAGCUGGUCGGCGACGCGGUGAGCCACGAGCUGCGCCGACGACAGGCCCUGCGCUGCCACAAGCACCCGAACCGCACCCGCGCCUCCCUGCCUCCCCUAAGGCUGCUGGGCAUUGUACGCGAGGACAUGCUCGUCAACGCUGACCUGCUCGACGGAAGGCAGGCCGACGUUCAGAUCGAGAACGAGGGCAACCGGCCCGACGAAGGCAAAUUCGAGCUGAACCCGGACCACUCCAACUACGUGCUCGUGCGGGACGAGACGGUCAACCGCACGGGGCUCAACCACUUUGUGCUGCGACUCGAGCAGCGGCUCAUCAACCUCUCCGACCAGGCACCUAUGGCGGCGUCCUCUGGCGGAGGCGACAAGGAAGGCGGUGUCGCCGAGCUGCCGCUCAUCGCGCUGCUCGUGUCCGGAGGCGACGGCUGCGCGCGCCUUGUGCUCGAGCACCUGAAACGACAGCUGCCCGUCGUGGUGUUCGAGGGAAGCGGAGGACUCGCCGACCUGCUCGCAUUCGCCUACCGGGAGGUCCAGCGAAGGUGCGCUGCCCUUCCUCCUAUCUCCUCUUUGCAUGUAGCCUCCGAGUCACCUGGUACCGUGUGUAUAAGCCAUGUGUAUGCAGCAUCCUCUGCUGGCAUGCCUGCGCGAAACACGAAGACAUUGUAUUCGCACAUUCUAAGCUGAUUUCGAGGUAGUGUUGCUGACUGACGUUCUGUAAUUACCGUGACAACAUCCUGAUGCAACGUCAG